Molecule: messenger RNA, 1014 nt
Organism: Phlebotomus papatasi
Lineage: Eukaryota; Metazoa; Arthropoda; Insecta; Diptera; Psychodidae
Gene: Ho
Product: heme oxygenase 2
Exons: 2
Coding region: 133-846 (237 amino acids)
Biological process (GO): heme oxidation
Molecular function (GO): heme oxygenase (decyclizing) activity
Source: RefSeq, a predicted model, not a curated record
UAGUUUGCAAAACAAAGACGGCUUUUGUGCCAAAACAGCUGACUGGCCUUUAAAAAUAACAAAACACAUUCCUCAAUUUGAUCCAGACUUUUCUCAGAUUUGUGCGUUCUUAGUGUGAUAAAUUUCGAGAAAAUGGGUGAUAACGUUGUAUCAUUUACCAAACAAAUGCAAAAAGCUACCAGGAAUGUCCAUAGCAUAAGUGACGCACUUGUUAAUGCGAAAUUGGCUUUUGCACUGUCGGAUGAUUCUGUUUGGUCUCAUGGUCUCUUGAUUUUUUACGAGAUCUUCAAGUAUCUCGAGGCGAAUGUUCCGGAAACAAUCCUUCCGUUGAUUUUUCAUCGCAGACAUGCUUUUGAGAAGGAUCUGACGUUCUACAUGGGCAAAGAUUGGGAAAAGAACUAUGAACCAAGGAAGGAAGUUGUGAAGUAUGUUGAACAUCUGCAAAGUCUCAAAGAAAGGAAUUCAACACUGCUUGUUGCUUAUGUCUAUCAUCUCUAUAUGGGCCUUCUGUCUGGAGGGCAAAUUCUGCAGAAAAAGCGACGUCUGGCCAAGAAGUUCAGUUCAAGCGGUGAGGGCGUUGAAAAUGGAAUGGCUGUUACGAAUUUUGGAGAUACUCCGAUUCAUGAGCUGAAGACAACGAUGAGGAAUUUAAUUGACCAACUGGCCCAGGGCUACAGUGAUGAGACAAAGAGCCUGCUAAUUGAGGAAAGUGAGAGGGUGUUCCAGUACAACAACACCAUCAUAAGAACCGUGAAAGACGUGAACAAGGUAAAUUUGAGAAAGUUUGUUCGUUUUUCUUUUCUACUCUUUAUACUCUAUCUCAUGUACAAAGUCUUUACCACGUAGUAUAAUUACAUUAUGCAACAAUAUAAUAGUGAUUCAGAAAUAUAUAUAUAGUAUUUUUUGAUACAUUCUCCUCAAAAAUUUGCUGCGUGGAAGAGAUUGCUGAAUUGUUCUUCAAUCUUUGCAAUAUGGAAAACAUUUUUCCUCUAAAUGUGUCCAAAAAAAAACAAA